Messenger RNA from Eimeria maxima, 909 nucleotides. RefSeq lists its product as hypothetical. The transcript has 2 exons. NCBI's taxonomy places the organism in Eukaryota, Apicomplexa, Conoidasida, Eucoccidiorida, Eimeriidae. Bases 1 to 909 code for a protein of 302 amino acids. The record is from RefSeq and is a predicted model, not a curated record.
AUGGCUACAAUAGCGAUGGCAACAUUUGAUUCAGCCGACAGCUCUUCGAGCAGUCAUGUUGAAGAUGGUUACCUGCUGCUGCAGCAGCAGCAGCAGCAGGAGCAGCAGCAGCAGCAGCAGCAACCGCAGCAGCAUCAACAGCAACCGCACCAGCAGGAUCAACAACAAGUACAGCAACAGCAACAGCAACAGCAGCAGCAGCAGCAGCAGCAGGAGCAUAGAAGGAGCAGCAGGAAGGCAGCAACAAUGUGGGUAGUAAUAAGAGGAAGCUCAACAUUUGCUGCUGAUGUUUAUUUUGUUUCUUUUUUCUCUAUUGUUAAUCACCAUACAGAGUACCUUGCUGCUGAUAAUAUGCAGCAGCAGCAGCAGCAGGAGCAGCAGGAGCAGCAACAGCAACAGCAACAGCAGCAAGAGCAGCAGAAAAAGCAGCAAGAGGAGCAGCAGCGCCUAGAGGAGCAGCAAAAGGAAGCUGCUGCUGCUGCUGCUGCUGCUGCUGCAGAUGGUGCUAAAGAUGCACCAAAGGAAGGAGACAAUGACAGCAAGCAGCAGCUGCAGCAGAAUGAGCAGCAGCAGCAGCAGCAGCACAAAGAGCAGCAGGAGGAGCAGCCAAAGAAGCAGCACGGGGACAGCAGCAGCAGCAGCAUCAACGACACCAAGAACAGCAAUGCAGACAGUAGCAGCAACAGCAGCAGCGACAGCAGCAGCAACAACAGCAGCAACAACAACAACAACAGCAGCAGCAGCAGCAGCAGCAAUGAGGAGACACCUGAGGAGACACUAGAGGAGAGACAAAGAAGAGCAGCAAAGGAGACAGCAUAUACACUAGAAAGAGGAGACACAAAAGAAAAUAAACAAAAAAAUUUCCUCCUCUUUGCUGCUGCUCAAUCUUGUAUUCAAUCUUGCCAGUAA